Molecule: messenger RNA, 400 nt
Organism: Heterotrigona itama
Lineage: Eukaryota; Metazoa; Arthropoda; Insecta; Hymenoptera; Apidae
Source: the annotation of a GenBank genome assembly
AGUCAGAGAUUCCAAGCGAUUGAAGUUCCUGAAGAUCUUGGAAGGUUGAUCUCGAUUGAUUUUCAGUGGUAGUCUAUCGUGGACCGGGCAGAAGGAGAUGUCGGGCUGCCCGAGGGGCACGAUUACGUGCGGCAUGCUGCCAACGUUGCGAGCCCUGGCGUCCAAGCAAUGCGACAACAGCCAAGGUGUCGUCUGCCUCGUGCCGUUCGACGCCGACAUGGACUCCGCCAGUCACCUGCAGAUGAUCCUGUUGGAGGCGUACUGCCGCGAGACAGGUAUCAAGGUGUUGAGAGUGUCGAGAGAGAGGAUACGGGACCACCUGUGCCCUGGAAGCGUCGAUCUCUCCUGCGUACUCAUUUCUAGCGACGACGACCCAUACUACUUGGACACACCGGAGUGA